Messenger RNA from Onychostoma macrolepis, 893 nucleotides. Its product is annotated as C-reactive protein-like. NCBI's taxonomy places the organism in Eukaryota, Metazoa, Chordata, Actinopteri, Cypriniformes, Cyprinidae. The transcript has 3 exons. The record is from RefSeq and is a predicted model, not a curated record. The coding region runs from base 102 to 788 and encodes 228 amino acids.
CCUGGUCAUGACCAUCUAGGAAGAAACAACUGACCUGAAGUGAUCUUCUCUCUGAUAACACUUGUUGAACAUCGUGCUUUUUCCUUCAGACCUGCAGUAAGAUGUUACCAAUGGUUUUAUUUUUCUCUCUCUGCUCUCUGACACCAGUGGCUACUGAAGUGGGUCUUGGUGGUAAAGUGCUUCUGUUUCCAACCAAGUCUUCUAACAGUUAUGUUAAACUCACUCCUGAAAAGCCACUGAGUCUUUCAGCAUUUACACUCUGCAUGCGUGUCGUGACGGACCUCCGGGACGCGAGGGACAUCAUUCUGUUCGCUUACCGCACACAUGACACUGAUGAGCUGAAUGUGUGGAAAGAGAAAGAUGGUAGUUUGUCCUUGUAUAUUCAGUCUAGCAACAAUGGAGCGCUUUUCCGUCUCCAUCCUGUCUCCCCCUUUCGGACCCACCUGUGCGUCACCUGGAACUCUGCGACUGGUCUUACUGCCUUCUGGGUGGAUGGACGUCGCAGUUCAUUACAGGUAUAUAAAAUAGGUCAUAGAGUUCGUGCAGGUGGAAUUGUCCUGCUCGGCCAAGACCCUGAUAGCUAUCUGGGUGACUUUGAAUGGCAGCAGAGCUUUGUAGGAGAAAUUAAAGAUGUGUACAUGUGGAAUUAUGUUCUCUCUGACAGUCAGAUUUGGGCGGUUUACACAAACCAGAAAACGUAUAUACCGAAGGGAAACGUGUUCGACUGGAACACCAUCAGAUAUUAUACUCAUGGAAAUGCGCUAGUGGCGAAAGAUAAUAAUUUCUGAUCAGGUGUAAUGUCACACAUUUGUGUCAAUCUCUGGAAUCUGUUCAUCUGUUUUAAUGACUUACAAAGCUGUAGGGGCCAACAAAUAAAAAAAUUUUUAAUUCAA